Messenger RNA from Ruditapes philippinarum (Manila clam), 924 nucleotides. RefSeq names its product organic cation transporter protein-like. Gene Ontology annotation, molecular function: transmembrane transporter activity. The record is from RefSeq and is a predicted model, not a curated record. Bases 1 to 924 code for a protein of 307 amino acids. Gene Ontology annotation, cellular component: membrane. Gene Ontology annotation, biological process: transmembrane transport. Lineage: Eukaryota; Metazoa; Mollusca; Bivalvia; Venerida; Veneridae. The transcript is spliced from 3 exons.
AUGUCGUCGUACAGCUCUAGACUAGAUAGUUUGAUUGAAGAUAUUGGAGGAUGCGGUACCCUACAGAAACUGUUGUGUGUUUUAAUACACAUAACGGUCAUAUUAGCAGCUUGGAGUUUGCUUGGUAUGGCUUUUAUUGGCUAUGAUCCAGGAUUCACUUGCCGAAAACUCGAUGUCAAUGCAAAUAAACUGUCCUCCAUAAACAUGAGUGAAAUUUCUACAAACCGUCUUUGCUCGUUUGGAAACUAUUCCACAUGCAGUUCGUACUUGUUUCCUACAGGGAUAAAAACUGUCAUUUCAGAGAUGGUAGGAGUACUUGUCGGAAACAUCAUUUCAGGUCCAUUGGCAGACUCUCUCGGACGCAAGCCAUCAAUUAUUUCAAGUGUUUUACUACUGGUUAUUUUUAAUUUCGGUGGAUAUUUCUCUCAGUCAUGGAAGUCGUAUUCUGUUAUUCGUUUUUUCAUCGGUAUAGGAGCUGGCAUUUACUUCAAUGUAGAUCUGCCAAUACUUGCUGAAUUUGUACCGUCAAAACUUCGGACGAUAGCAUUAGCUUUUCCAUCGGAGCCUUUAUCUGCAAUGCUAUUUGCGUUUAUAACCUACUGGUUACAUGAUUGGAGGAGUGUUCAUCUGCUUAAGACAAUUAUAGGCAUCCCCCUUUUGAUGAAUUUGUGCUUUAUACCUGAAAGUUUCAGAUGGUUGGUUUCUAAAAUGAAAUUUGAGCGUGCUGAACAAUCGAUAGGCUUUGUGGCGAAUGUCAAUGGAGUAAUUAAACCAGAUCCUCAGGGUUUAUUUGAAGCAGCUAAAAAGGAAAUUGCAGCAACGUCAGAUGAAAAUAUAUCACCAUUUUCAUUCACCAUAUUGUGGUCAAACAAAGACCUCCGAAUAAUAACGUUAUCCUUAGCAGUACCCUGGCAAGUACCUUAA